AUGGAGGAAGAAAGAGCUAAAGUACCUCUUUGGCGUUUGUUUCUCCUCAGUGCUUCGACUGGAGCACUUGAUCUUGGAUACGCAGUUGAAGGAGCUUAUAUCAUACCUUUCAUGGUAGCCUCAGGUCUCAGUUUAACCCUCUCUACUGUCUUAAUAACAUUGAGCCCUAUCAUGGGCUUGCUAUUUCAAGGGUUCAUUGGAGCAGUCAGUGAUAAAUGCACCUGCAGUUGGGGCAGACGUAGACCAUUUAUUGUAUUGUUCUCUCUGACUGCUGUGCUGGGAUUUGGCCCACUUCCUUACUGCUACUACAUUGACACUUUUUCCUUGAAACUCAUUGUCAUAGUAGUUUGUGUAUUUCUACUGGAUUUCAGCUGUGGGUUACUAAUGCUACCAACAAGAGCAUACCUAUUAGAUGUUGUCCCAGUCUCUCAGAGUAAAACUGGUAAUUUCAUUAUAUCAGUUGCAGUAGGUGUAGGAGCUGCUUUGGGAUUUGGUUUAGGUGCUGUUGACUGGUCAGUUGUUACUAGCACUAGCAUUAGCAUUGAGCAUCAAUCACAGAUUGUAUUUGGUCUCACUUCAGUCGUAUUUAUUAUGGCAAUGAUUUGUACUAUUUUGAGUGUAAAGGAACAGAAUCCAUCAGUAUUGGAGGCUCAUAUUAAAUCGACCGGUGCUACUUCUGUUCCUGAACAGGAGACAGCCUUUAAUGAAAAGAGAUCUGAAGAUGCAGAAAAGCAGACUCUAAUGUCUGACAAGCCAAAAAAGAAAUGUCUCCCUGGAUCUGACAAAAUCUGCAAGACAUUUGCUGAGUCUACUAUUGGUGUUUUAAAGUUUGCAUACUACAUGUCUUAUGAUAUGUGGUUUGUAUGGUUGAUGUCAGUAUUUGCAUUUGCCUCAGAUUUUUCUUUUGUAUACGGUUUUACAACAUUCGUUGGUUUAGCAGUAUACAAAGGGGAUUCAUCCAGUCCAGAAGGUUCGGAAUCUUAUGACUUAUACACUAAAGGAGUUAGGAUGGGAUCACUUGGAUUAGCAAUAGCAACAGUGUGCUGUUCUGUGAUGUCACUUAUACUGGAUUAUAUCACUCGUUGGAUUCGACUCAAAACUGUACUACUGAUAGCAAUAGCAGCCUUUGUCUGUGCACUAUGCUUACUGAUGUAUUGCAGGGAGUUAUAUCAAGUGUAUAUACUAGCUGCUAUGUAUGGGCCUUUUUUUGGUACUAUUCUCACUGUACCUUUUGCCAUCAUUCCAAUGUACCAAAAAACAAACAAGCUCUUUAGAAAAGAAUGGACUAAUAAACCACCAUUGGUUGAAGGUGUAGCUGUAGCUACUAUGAAUACUGCACUUUUGACAGGUCAAAUAAUAGCAUCACUGGUCAUUGGGCCUGUUGUUGAUGCUAUGGGAGAUGUCAACUAUUUCAUGUUGAUACCAUGUUUGUUUGGCUCACUCUCUUUUUUGAUUUCAUUACCUUUUACGUUCCCAGCAAUAAAGUCAGAAUGAGAUUAAGAAAUUUAAUGUUAAAUUUAUAAUUUUAUUAUGUUUUAAUUUCAAUUGUUAAUAAAAGUUUGUAGCUGCUCUUCAAGCAGUUGUUUUUUGAA
Molecule: messenger RNA, 1592 nt
Organism: Amphimedon queenslandica
Lineage: Eukaryota; Metazoa; Porifera; Demospongiae; Haplosclerida; Niphatidae
Product: membrane-associated transporter protein-like
Exons: 2
Coding region: 1-1494 (497 amino acids)
Biological process (GO): transmembrane transport
Cellular component (GO): membrane
Molecular function (GO): sucrose:proton symporter activity
Source: RefSeq, a predicted model, not a curated record